This is a messenger RNA of Antrostomus carolinensis (chuck-will's-widow), 2668 nucleotides long. RefSeq names its product ensconsin-like. The annotation marks the transcript as partial. Gene Ontology annotation, cellular component: microtubule cytoskeleton. The transcript is spliced from 7 exons. The record is from RefSeq and is a predicted model, not a curated record. NCBI's taxonomy places the organism in Eukaryota, Metazoa, Chordata, Aves, Caprimulgiformes, Caprimulgidae. Gene Ontology annotation, biological process: microtubule cytoskeleton organization.
GUUUUUCCCUUCUUUUUUACUUAUUUUUAUUAUCCUUGUUUCCUGAUUGCAGGCAAAAGAAGGAGGAGCUGUCACAGAGGAUAGCUGAAGAAAGAGCUCGCCGAGAAGAGGAAGAAGCUCGCAGACAGGAAGCAGAAAAAACCCGAAAGGAUGCAGAGGAGGAGCGGGAAAAGGAAGAGCGGCUGCGCCGACAGGCGGAAGAGAGACAACAGAAGGAGAAAGAAGAGAUGGAACGCAUUCAGAAACAAAAAGAAGAAGAAGCUCGCAUACGGGAAGAGGCAGAGCGGAUUAGAUUAGAACGUGAAAAACAUUUCCAAAGAGAAGAGCAAGAGCGCUUGGAAAGGAAGAAGAGGCUUGAGGAGAUCAUGAAGAGAACUAGGCGUGCAGAAGCUGUAGAUAAGAAACCCAAUGACCAGCAAAAUGGACAUAUAUCAAAGGCAAAUAUUACUGGAGAAGCAGUCAUAACCAGCCCUGCAUCUCCCUUGGAACCUGCAGGAGGACCUCAGCUUCAACAUGCAACACAAUCUCCGCACAACGGGAAGCCCAUCACCUGCUCGCGUGUGAUUGUUUCGCAUCAACCCCCCAUAAAUAUGGACAGCAAUCUCAACCCAGAGAAAAAUGCAAAUGAAAAUGGAAUGUCUAUGCAGAAUGAUAACUUCGAAGAGAUCAUAAACCUGCCUAUUGGUUCCAAACCAUCCCGGCUGGAUGCCAUGAACAAUGAUGGAAGCAACAGUCCCGAAAUUCCUUUGAAUCCAAUUCUAGCUUUUGAAGAUAAGGGGACUCUCUUGCCUCAGGUAGAUAGUGUUCAAACACAUCAAACAGCAGAAGUGAUCUGAUUGUUUCUUCUGAAGAACCAAAGGUGAUAUGAGCAUCUCUGCAGUCAGUGGAGUUUCUUCCAUGCUAUGAAGGCAUAUUUUAUUUUUUCUCUCCAGUUUUUUUUAAAAGAUUUCUUGAAUAUCUAUUUUGGAAGGACUUUAGUAAAACCAGCAGAAGAAAUGAUGGGAAUAGACUUGGAUCACCUUUCUAAUAUCUUUCAUCACUAGAAAAAUCAUGCUUCACAUGCGUUACUUAAUAUGGCUUUUCCAACAAGCUUUUUCUGUUAGUAAAUGGAUAUUUCUGCAUUCCUUAAGACACAAGACACUGGAAUCUGAAAGCAAUGGGCUGAUUUGGGUGGUGGGACUGAUUCUUUUUUUAAAAAGGUGGGUGUUGGUUUAAAGGGCAUAAUUGUAAAAUUGGCAAAGAAUCUUUUACACUUUAUGGUUCUAAUACUUGAAAAAUAAAUACCUCAUCGCUCUACAAGUAGAGUUAAUGGGGUGUUUUAUUUAAACCUGUUGGUUUAAAUAUUAUUGCAGAGAACUCUAAUUAUGGGGGCAAAGUAUAGGCUUCUGUAUCAGGUUCUUGUAAAUGUAAUUCCUACAGGGACAUUCUGUAAAUUGAGACGUCACUAUGAUCUUCUCACAUUUUCUCUAAAAACACAAAACACGGCAGGUUUUAAAAUGUGAAAAUUUGAAAGCGUUAUUUUUUCAUGGACAAGAGGAAAACCUAUUGUUCUCCUAGAUUAUGUAUUUAUGAAUUUUGUUCAGUACAUAAAUAAAUUGUUUAAUUGAAUAAAUUAGAAAAAUGUGGUAAAAUAAUACUGCAAACUUGAUUUUUUCUUUUUUUUACCUCCAUCCACUUUUGCAAUACUAUAAAGAUGUGUACACAGACAUGCACACAUGUGUGCACACACAUAAGGAAAUACCUUGUUCUGAGUCCUGUAAAUUGCUGCUGCUCCCGAUGGUGGAAGACUUUUCCUUUGCCUUAUCAGAUUGUUGAAGGCUCUGUGAAAUGUGAAAUAUUUGAUUUUUGGAUGAUGAAGCAGGGUGGGCUUUUUUUGUUUGUUUUGCUCGUUUCAGAGCAAAUGGAAAAUGCUCCUUGUUUGUGCUUUUUAUGUAGUGUGUGAUUUUUAUAACGCAGUACAGUUUGAGUGAUAAGAGGAGCAAUGCAGGUUGCUUUCUCUUUAUUUUGAUGCUGAUUUCUACUGUCAUUGUUCCAUCCGUCACUUUGGGUUGCUAUUGGGCAGAACUGUAAAAUCUUGCACCUUUUUGUGCUUUGAUAAACGAUGCUGUUAAGGUAGAGCUCACUCUAGGUAUUUAAGUUUGAAGCACCAACCAGGGCUUGAUGCGUUGCUCACUGAAGUCAGUGAGAGGAUCCUUGGCUAGGGGAAAUGGAGGUUUAUGGGGUGUCAGUUCAAGCUGCCAAAGAAGGUACCAUUAAGAUUCCUGCCCUUGCCUUUAGUGAGCACUGAGCUGGGCCUGUAGGCAGCUGUGCAGAAACUCUGUGCUAGCAGAAGAAAUCCUCUGAGGGAAAAGCUGAAGAGUUUUUGAAGAAAUUGCUUUCUGAUGCUGCCAAGUGUUCACCUUAUACAGGAGAUGGGAUAAAAGCAAUGGAAAUGCAAGGAAAAAGAGACUUCAUCUGCCCGAAUACCUAUGGAAGGGGAAAAACAGCCAUUCAGUCAGAAUGCUUUCAACAGCAGGUUGUGACACAGUGAAAUGAAUUGGGUUCCUUUCUUGCUUUCUUUAGUUUUCCAUGUACAUAGCCACAAUAUUUUGAAGUGUCCAAAAUAUGUAGUUUUUCUUUAAACCUACAUAUAGUAUGUAAGAACCAAAUAAAACUUGUUUGAAAUAUU